Messenger RNA from Hippoglossus stenolepis (Pacific halibut), 4911 nucleotides. RefSeq lists its product as uncharacterized. Gene Ontology annotation, biological process: actin filament bundle assembly. Gene Ontology annotation, cellular component: actin cytoskeleton; plasma membrane. The transcript is spliced from 2 exons. Bases 320 to 3223 code for a protein of 967 amino acids. NCBI's taxonomy places the organism in Eukaryota, Metazoa, Chordata, Actinopteri, Pleuronectiformes, Pleuronectidae. The record is from RefSeq and is a predicted model, not a curated record. Gene Ontology annotation, molecular function: actin filament binding.
UGCAUUAUGAAUUUGCAUCAAGUCUUGAAUCUAAAUUAACAUAUCAGUGUCAUCACUAUAAAUGUCAUUUUCGCACGUUCAGUAGACGGUCAGUUCCAAAGUCUUCUCUCUUGAUUGACGUAAAUUUAUAUUAUUAUAUUUAUAUAUUUAAAUGUAUAAAUAUUGUGAAUAGCUUGCACAAGUAUCUAUUCUUGGAAAAUAAAUCAUAACAAAUCAUUCCAAUGUGACAACUGGAGAAAUGACAACAUGGCAGAAAGCUCUUGUAAUGACAAUCAUGACUUUGUUUUCAAUAUCAUAGUUCCAGUCACCUGCCAAGGAAAUGUGCUCUGCCUGUUUGACACCCGUCUAUCCAAUGGAAAAAAUGGUGGCCAAUAAACUUAUCCUGCACAACAUGUGUUUUUGCUGUAAACACUGUCAGAAGAAACUCAGCAUCCACAACUAUUCAUCUCUUUAUGGCGAGUUCUACUGCAUUACUGACUUUCAACAGCUUUUUAAAAGAAAGGGAAAUUAUGAUGAGGGAUUUGGUCACAAACAACAUAAAGACCGCUGGAUUCAGAAAAAUAAAGGAAUAGAUGAGCCCGACAACUUGCCCACUCCCAAAACUACAAAACCCAACUCAAACACUCCUGAUGGCUCCAGGGAUUUCUCGGCCGGUGCGUUUGUUCCAAAGUCAUCUGUGAGAGAGCCGGGGUUUAACAGUGGUGCUGAUGUUAAGGGCAAACUCAAAAUGAGCUGGCCACCUGAGAAGAAGAAUACAGACAUGAAUACUUUACAGAGAACACAUACACCAACUUUGAGGAAUAAGAUACAUGACAUUAGUACAGCAGCUACUUGUGGUAUGAGCUUUACAGAGAAUGUUAAAAGUGAGAAGAACCAAUCAAAGAUCAACCAACGAGGAGAAAUGAAAGACAAGAGGGUCGAGCAACAAUCAAAGAAGGCAGGAGUUAACUCAGCUGAAUUACCUUUAAAGAAACCAAACCCCUGUAGUGAGCCAACCAGAGCUGGAAGCAUCCAGCAGGACAGCAUCUCUCCAACAGCGCCCAGCUUUUCUUCACCCUCCAUAGUAAAGGGCUUUACUGUAUCAAAUUGGAAAGCACAGCAGACAAACACGGCACCCACCUCAAGAACAAACCAUAAUCCAACAGUUAAGAGGCUGGACAAGAGCAGGAAGUUUGUACGAUUUUCUCCUCAUGUUGAAGUGGCUCACCAGGAGGAGGUCUCAGAUCAGCGUGAGCAAAAUCAAGAAAAUAUAUCCCAGGAUAAUAAAGACGACAAAAACAACUUUGAUCGUUUGACAUAUGACUUGAAUCAAAAAUGUGAGGCGAACCUUGAAAUCCCUGAUGAUAAAUAUCACGAAGAAACAAGCAGAACAUCGAACCAGGAGCCUCAUGUUAAAGUGGAGAGCAUUCAAGUGAGUUCCCAAGAUAAUAUUACAAUACCAAAUGGGAACAAGAACGAAUUGCAUGAAAGUCAUAUGAAAGAUUUUAAAUCAAUCCAAGAUGUUAUGACACAUCAAAAGUCAUCUGAUCAACUGGAUGUUAGUCCAAUGGGCUCAGUUAAUCCGUGGGAAUCACAGGAAGCAAAUACUGUGUACAGCUCUGCAGGAGAGAAAAACAAAGACGAGGCGAUUGAAAAUCCAUAUGAAAAGAGUGACUCAGCCAAUGAUCAAGAAAAUUACGAUAUUCAGAAGAAGCCUGUUGCCAGAACAGAUUCUCUGAAGGGUUCUGCAAAACCUGCUGAUAAGACAAAGGGAAAACUGGGCUCCUGGUCCAAAGGAAAGAGUCCUUUGUCUAAGCUCUUUACGUCAGGUGGGAGUGUUGCAAACAAAGUUGAACAGAAAGAUGCCAAGAGACCAGACACCAAACCGAGCGGUGGAGUUUUUGGUAGACUGUUUCAGUCAUCCUCAGAGAAGCCUGAGGAUAUCACAAAAUCCGCUGCAGCAGGUGAAAGGCAAGACAAAACACAUGAUGACAACAAAAAGACAGAGGAGGUAAAGGAAGUCAUCAUAGAAGAAAUGCAGAAGGAAAAUGACUUGCAAGUCCCACCUUUGAUACAAGAGGAUCUGAAAUCAAAUGCUGCUGAGCCGAACACACUAGAUAGUGACAAGGAUGAUGAUAGAAACAAAUCUACAGAGCCAUCCAACCAGCACACAACAUCAACAGGGGAAACAGGUGAUCAUCAUACAGCUUCAAAUAAUCAAGAGUCUGAUUUACAGAGAAGUGAGACUAAAGGUCUGCAGGUUACUGAACCAGGAAUAACUGAGUCUGGAGAUCAUCCUGCAGGAGUCCAGUCAGUCGACCAAUCAUGUGAGGAGUCACUCAGUCAGAUAACAGCAGAGAAAAGUGGUGAAGAAGUUUUGAGUGACAUGUUUGAUCAUGAUAUCUUUGGAGACAGUGUCACUCCUGUCCCUGUCCCCCCAGUGGUAACUCAGACAAACACUGACGGCUGCGUUCAAAGUCCAAAUGACUUGUUUGAUACACCAGACGAUGAAGCAAGAAAACCUGAGUGUGGAGCAUUUUCUGGUAACAACCAGGAACCUCCUCGAGAUUCCUCCCAACUUUUUGUCUCAUCUGAAUAUCCGGGGUGUUUAGGGAAUGCUCUUGGUGAUGUGUUCUCAUCUUCUGUGAGCGACACACCUUUGUCAACAGGUGCUUCUUCUGAAAGUCCGACCCUGCUUGACUCGCAGCCAUUAUCAACUGAGAAUGAAGAGAUUCUCACCUCGGCAGAUCAGCCGAUUGUCCCCAGCGCAGCACCUCUAAACCAAGAUGAGUCUCAAACUUCAGAUUCUUUCUUCACAAACAACCAGACAAUGGAGCAGGGAACUGAUCUUGACAUAUUCAGCCUUAAUGAUGUUCUGUUCAAUCAGCCGCCUGCUAAUGCUUCCAUAACCCAAACAUCCACCUUGUCCGAUGAUAUCUUUGGAGUGAGUGACACCUCAAACCGUACAGAUGUGUUUGCAGCGCUACAGAGCAGUUCAGCCACCUCUGAUUCAUUGCAUGAUAUACUUGGUUCAGAUGUGUUUUCCACUGGCGCUCCUUCAGCUCAGGUUGAUCUAUUUGGUGAUGACAUCUUUGCAUCAGGACCAGGGCUGCUGCCAGUUUCUGAGGCAAGUGAUGCAGCUUUUUUUAUGGACAGUCUGUUGGUGUCAGAAAGCAAAAAUACUGAGAAAGCAGCAGGAAACACGGUCACAGACAGCAGCUGGAUGGAUGAUCUGCUUGGGUGAUAGACUUUCUUGGUAUCAUAAAAAAAAGUACUUUAAAUGUCUCGAGAAUUAAAGAAAUCAUGUUAACAUUGUUUCAAAAAGCACAUCUUGAGUACAAGAAAAUGAUGUUACAAUAACAGCUAAUAUUGUUUUCGAGGCCCUUUUCGACUGGUCACCAAGUAGCAUCUGGCUUUUACGGAGCCCCUGAAGACCUGUAAGUUGAUAUACUUUUUCUUGUGAGCACAAGAUAUUUAUCUUGUGCGAACAAGAUAAGAUAUAAACGCAACUCAGUGAUGUCUUCAAAGCAUCGGCCAUAUCUGUUUAGUAAAGACAUGUCUUUACUAAACAGAUAUUAACAACUUAUUUAUCUUGUGUGCGUGCAAGAUAAUAACUUGUGCGUACAAAAUAAAAAAGUAUAAACUUUUGGGAAUCCAGGGGCUCCGUAGGCUUUUGUCUACAUUUGAAAUGGAUAUAAUCAGCAUUCACUCCUGUGUCAGCUCCAAUCGGCUGUGAUAGAAACAUGACACCCUGGUGAUUAGGCUAAUUUGGGAAGACAGCAGGGUGAGAGAGCGCCUCAGUUUUUGGCAUGUUUGUGAUAUUUAACAUGACACACCAGAAAAAAAAAGGAAAAGUCCAAUACUGGAAAUGGGAAAUGAGUCAAUCGCCUUUUUUAGAGGGUUCACCAGGGUUUAAAAAACAUUCCUAUACCUACUUACUGGUUUAAUAGAGGUAUUAAUGUAAUUUUACUCAAACAGUUUGUAACUUUAACAUGAUGUGGUAAAUAUUUCUCAAUGUUACUGCUGCGAAAAUGAAUUUUACAUGAAUGUGUAAAAAAGCAACUGCACAUAUUAUUUCUCAUGAAUACAUAGGUGAUAAAUGAUGAGAGUCAAGAGUAAUAACUAAGUGUAAUCAGAUAAUUUGUCAAAUAUACUACUUCUACUACCACUAUUACAAUCAGCAACCUUGAUACCAAAGUAUAAUGCAAUGAAAAUCAAGUCAAAAAUAAAAUUAACAACUUGCUGUUAUUCAGGAGUUGACAGAAAAUUACCACAUUUUAGAAAUGGCCUUGAGCUCGAAGACACAUGACUGAACAUAAUUUUUGAUUUGAUGAUUAAAACAGAUGUUAGUAUCAAAUAUUACCCCUAAAUUCCUAUCAGUCUUCUUAUCAUUUUACAGACCACCACGAUUAGCACCAGCACGUCUGAUGGCAUUUGGGGAACCAAACAGAAUGACCUCAGACUUAUCAUUAUUAAAUUGAAUAAAGUCUUUGGAGAUUCAUAUGUACAUGUGUUACUGAGUGUUAACCUGGCUAAGAGGCAGCAUGAAUAAAUAUGAAAGAGGACCAAGAAUGGAUCCCUGAGGGACACAUUGCAGCUGAGCUAUCUAUUAAGUAGAGUUAUUGAGAGUUACAGAUUUAUUUCUGUUGGAGAGGUAUGAACGUAGUGAGCUAAGAGCAGUGCCCUUAAUACAAAGAUCAACUGAAUCAAAGAGAUCUCACAUUCACACACAAGAGGUCAAAAGAAAGAACACACACAUACAGUAAAUUGAAUGUAAAUUGUUAUUGUUUACAGCUUUAGAUAUGCUGUGGCUCUGUGCCUAAUGCCUGCUCUGUAUACAUCGUGGAAAAUGAAUAUGCUGAUAUGAAAAUUAUUUGCUUUGAAUGAAUAUAAUGAUUAAAUAAUCUAUGAUAAAAUUACACCUUUGAAGUC